Molecule: messenger RNA, 906 nt
Organism: Striga asiatica
Lineage: Eukaryota; Viridiplantae; Streptophyta; Magnoliopsida; Lamiales; Orobanchaceae
Source: the annotation of a GenBank genome assembly
AUGGAGACAAGAAUCAAAAUCAGAUCGAAAAGUUACUGGGAUUCACCCAAUCCAAGCUACGAUCGAAGUAGUGACCUAUUCACUGUCAUUUUGUGGUGUGGUGGUAAAUUCCAGAAGUCCGACUUUGGAGUAUAUGAAGGUGGCCAUAAAAUGGUGUUUGAUUUUGUACCUGCUAAUGAAAUGUCUGAAAAGAAACUAAAAUUGUUUUCCACAAAAUUUGGUGUGGUUGGUGAUAGGAGCUAUUUCAUACAGGUGGGUUUGAGUCUGAGGAGGCUAGAAGGGGAUGAUGAUGUUAGGAUUUGGGCAAAGUCCCACUUAUCUGAAAGGGAGUUUAAUGUAUUUGUGGAAGUUUUCAACACUUUUGAACCUUCUAGUUUGUCUGUUGAAGGUAGUUGGGUGGAUCUAGAUGAGAGUGACAGUGAUAAUGAGAGUGGGAGUAAGAGUGGGUCUGAGAGUGGGGGUGAUAGUGGGUCUGAGAGUGGGUCUGAGAGUGAGAGUGAGGAUAAUGUUGUUGGUGUAGAGGGUGUUACUCAAGAGGAUAAUAUUGUUGGGGUUGGUAGUGGGAUUAGGAGUCAGAAUGAUGUAAGUGAAACUAAUCUUGAUGUCGAGGAUAAUCUUGUUGGGGUUAACAGAGGAAAAGGUGUUCAUUUGAGUGAUGCUGAGAAUUCUGAGGGUAAUGAGGAUAGUGGACAUUCUACUGAUUGGUAUGAUGAAUUCUUUGAUAGUGAUUAUGACAUGAGGGAUGCUAGUAGUGAUGAUGAUGAUGCAUUAUUCUUUGAGCAUGUAGAUACAGGUGCCAAUGGAGAGGAUGAGUCAGAGUCUAGUGAUAGUGAUAAUGAAGAUGUGAUUGUCCCUUCAUUUGUAAAAGAUUACAUCUCCACUUACAGCCUCCAUCAUCACAUCUAA